GAUCAAAGCAUCUGGUCUGAAGCUGCGGUUCUGCACUAACGAAACCCAAGCGACCCGGGAGAAGUUCGUGAAGAAGCUCCAGGGCAUGGGCUUUGACAUCUCCGUGGCCGAAGUCACCGCCCCAGCCCCUGCAGCCUGCCGCAUUUUGAAGGAGCGCAGCCUGAGGCCGCACUUGCUCGUGCACAAUGAUCUUGUCCCUGAAUUUGCUGAGAUCGAUAAAGCAAACCCCAACUGCGUGGUUAUCGGAGAUGCAGCAGAAAACUUCACCUAUGCAAACCUUAACGAAGCUUUCCGAGUUCUGAUUGGGAUGGAGAAGCCUGUUUUGAUCUCCCUUGGCAGAGGGUAA
This is a messenger RNA of Eurypyga helias (sunbittern), 346 nucleotides long. It is a transcript of the gene LHPP, whose product is annotated as phospholysine phosphohistidine inorganic pyrophosphate phosphatase. Gene Ontology annotation, molecular function: inorganic diphosphate phosphatase activity; phosphatase activity. The annotation marks the transcript as partial. The transcript has 2 exons. The record is from RefSeq and is a predicted model, not a curated record. Gene Ontology annotation, cellular component: cytosol. NCBI's taxonomy places the organism in Eukaryota, Metazoa, Chordata, Aves, Eurypygiformes, Eurypygidae.